Molecule: messenger RNA, 2807 nt
Organism: Linum trigynum
Lineage: Eukaryota; Viridiplantae; Streptophyta; Magnoliopsida; Malpighiales; Linaceae
Source: the annotation of a GenBank genome assembly
GCUCAAACUGGUGGGAUGCAUUAAGAUUAAGCAAAAGAUGCCUCACGGGCUACAAUGUCUGCAAUUUCAACAGGUAGUCUAUCCCUCCAAACAGUCACUACUUCAGAAGCUAAAGAGAAAUGCGCAAUCCGAUGAGCCACCAUACUGACCCUCUUGAUAAGGUAGUGAGAUUCAAGCUGACUUGCCAAUAAAAUGCCUUCCAAUAUUGCUUGACUUGCCAAUAAAAUGCCUUCCAAUAUUGCUUUUGCUUCUGCUAUUUCACAACAAAUACUUGUUAUUUCAUGAAUAUGAUGUCAGACCAUAUCUUCUAAUCGAUAACUGCAAAGUCAUUACUCCAAAUUACCAUAAAUGCUAUUUAUGGCCGGGGAGAUCCCAAAACCUUGUCGUUGGGCAGGACCAGCCACUCUAAUCCAAUCCAAAUAUCAAUUUAGUCCAACCUACCCACACUCAUCUGACAUCCUUUCUUCACCCAUAAUAAACCUAAAAUUAGACGAGUUGGCCAAAAGAACAAGCAAUUGUCCAUGUGGUUUGGUUUAUAUAUCACCCAUUGUUGGACUUGGGCCUGGCGAGUAUCCAUAUCCUCAAAAAAAUCUUCACUUUCGGUGUACAAAGCCCAGCCCGAGUUUGUAAUACCUACGUGGAAAUGCUCUCUGAAUUGUAACAAACUGUUGCCUACGUGGACUGUUCGCUGUAACAAACUGUGUAACUACUCGCUUGACUAAACUUACGGCUUACCUCCUCCCUCCAAUUUUCAAAUGGGACCCACCCCAUCCUCUCUCACUCACGCGCGAAAACGAUUUUCUUACCGCCAAUUUUUCUAAUUUUCUUAGAUCUAUUUCCCACGAUCCAGGAAUCAAAAAUAUCCCACGUCACCGCCACCCGUACCCAUUCCCAGCGCGCCACCUCAUCUUCCCGCAUGCAACCGCCACUGCACUGUAGCAUUUCCCCCCUACUCCAGUCAGUAACGUGCUCUUCACGCGCAUCCCCUUCCGUCUCUUUCUCUCUCCUUGCCGUUUCUUCGCCUCACGCGCCUCCCCUUUCCUUGCUUUUUCCUGCGCUUUCACCGAUGGCGAAGACAAUUUUGUAAGAAGAAAAGAAAAUUUAAAAUUGAAAUAUUAUGCGCAUUGCGCAACCCUGCUGCCGCUCCUUUAAAUACGUCGCUGUCACUCUCCUCCUCCCCCACUCAUCAUCGUCGCCGAGCCUUCCCCAUUUCAACCGUCUUCUCUGCUCCCUGCGUUCUUAUCCACCGAAAACCCUAAUUCGAUCCACCGCGAGCUUGGGCCGAGGAUCUUCGAUGGCGGAAUCGGACAACGUUCCUGCUGCUGGUGCUGCUGCGGCGGCGGCCGUGGAGGUGGAAGCGGGAGCCGUGGUGGUGACGUACGAAGAGCCGGACGAGGAGAAGUUCGGGUUCACCCGUCCGGAGAUGUACAAGGAGAAGCUCGCCGGGACCGUCGAUGCUUACGACCGCCACGUGUUCCUCUGCUACAAGAACCGCGAGUCGUGGAUGCCUCAGGUCGAGAAGACCGAAUUCGAUACCGUGCCGAAGCUGAUGGCCGCUGCUAUCCGAGCUCGCAAGAGCGAAAUCGCCGUCAAGACCAAGGUUACCACGUGCGAGACACGUGUGGAGGCGGGGUUCGAGGAAGGAGACGUGCUCAUCUUCCCCGAUUUGGUCAAGUACAAGGGCUUGAAGGAAUCGGAUGUUGAUGGUUUUGUUGACGAUGUGCUUGUGAAUGGGAAACCAUGGGCUUCUGGGCUGGCAGAGUCUUUGGCUGGGUCUCAUAUCUUUGUGUGUGCUCAUGGGAGUCGUGAUAAGAGAUGUGGUGUUUGUGGUCCUGUUCUGAUUGACAAGCUCAAUGAGUAUAUUGAGGCUAGAGGAUUGAAGGAUCAGGUGUUCGUCAGUGGUUGCUCACACAUUGGGGGCCAUAAGUAUGCUGGCAACGUGAUUGUAUACGGAUCAGAUUCCGAGGGCAAAAUCACUGGACACUGGUAUGGCUAUGUUACUCCUGAGGAUGUGCCUGAGAUUCUCGAUCAGGAUAUCGGGAAGGGGGAGGUGAUAGAACGUCUGUUCAGGGGCCAACUUGGUGCUCCAGUUGAACUAGAGAAUGCAGUAGCAAACCAGAAUGUUGUUCCCAAUGGAGAAGCAGCUCAUGAAGCCAAGAAGCCCAGCACCAAUGGAGAAGCAGCAACUGAAGGUAUGACCAGCACUCAGGUGGUGAACAAGGACACUGCACCGAUCAGUUGUUGCCAAGGUGUCAACGGUAUCUCCUGCUGCAGAGAAGUGAACACCGAACCAAGCGAGGAAACCACCGAGAAGAAGAAUUGCAGUGUUGGGAGUAAGGUGACAGACUGGAUCCAGUCACUCGAUCAGAGCGACAUCCUUGCAGGAGCUGCCGUGGUGGGAGCAGUAGCAACCAUAGUAGUUGCCUAUAGCAUCUACAGAAGGUCAGGCAAAUAAUGCCGCUGCCCCCGCUGAAUUUCUACUGUUUUAAUUGUUGUUUGUGUUUGAGGAAAGAGGGAGGAUACACUGGGUUUUGUUUUUGGUGGACGGGUUCAAAAGAACUGGAACAGCAGGUUUAGAAUAAGAUUAUCCACAGAACUUUACUAUUAGUAAUUUGAGACAUUCAAUGGUUUUGAUAUUAAGGUGGUGGGAUUAUGUAUUUAUUACCACCAACAGUAACUUCAACAGGUUAAAAAGAUAUAAUAGCUUCCUCUGUUACCGCUCUAUGGUUGCCGUUUUUCACUUGUUCUUUCGUGGUAAACUAUUCAUAUAGAAAUGAAGGAAAGGCUAAUAUAAUUGAAGUUUAUGC